Molecule: messenger RNA, 5434 nt
Organism: Penaeus indicus
Lineage: Eukaryota; Metazoa; Arthropoda; Malacostraca; Decapoda; Penaeidae
Product: carbohydrate sulfotransferase 11-like
Exons: 8
Coding region: 676-1740 (354 amino acids)
Biological process (GO): carbohydrate biosynthetic process
Cellular component (GO): membrane
Molecular function (GO): sulfotransferase activity
Source: RefSeq, a predicted model, not a curated record
CUCAAGCAGGUCUCCCAACACUCACGGCUUGCUCGCGAUCCACGCCCUAGCCGCGCCUAUCAGAUGGAGUGAGCGCCCUUCCCUCUCCCCCGUCCGCCCGUGAGUCCGCCCACACCCACCCUCCCUCUCCAUUCACCCUCUCCGCCCCCUCACCGGUCUCCUCGUACGGAAACCACGCCUUCCGACACGCUUACAAGCAUGCGGUCAUAGGGCGAGCGGAGGCCAGAGGCGCCCGGCCCGCUGCAGGAGGAGGUCUCGUCGCCCGUGGCUGGAGGAGGAGCACCAUGGUCACCUCGCCGUGCCCUGCUGUGUGUGUGGUGGCCGACAGAAAACAUUGGGGAGAGGCGUAACCCCUUGAUGAAAGGGGGGAUAUGGAACCCUAAGUUACUACCCCUUGAAGUGAUUACCGGACGGUGGACAUCGUGUUUGUGCGAGUGUGUUUAUUUUCUCCCGUGCUCUUAAUUCAUGAUGAGGUUACGAAAAAAUCGUGAAACUUGCGGGUGAGGUGGUUGACCUUUCCCCCCCUCUCCCUCCCCCUCCCUUCCUUCCUCCCCCCCAUCCUUUCCUCUUUUCCCUCCCCCUCCCCCAGUAUACCCCUUCCCCUCUAUCCCGAAGACACACGAGAGGAACCCGUGAGGAAGAACUCGAAGCCGGCGAUGAUGGUUGCGUGAGGUCAUGAGACAGCCUGAGAAAAUCAUGGCUCGAUUGAAUGCCAGAAACAGGCCCCAACGUCCAACAUCGAGCAGAUGGGUCAAGGCGAUGGUGUGGAGUUUCAUUUUGUUCGUGGCGACCACUUACACUAUUCUCACUACGUCAGGCAUCACAUACAACAGUUUCAACGUACUCAGGUGGGUAAUUCGUGAGGACUCCCAAGCUAACUCAUUGACCGAGGAAGACUCAUCGGCGUACACGGGGAACCUGACGUGGCAGCAGAUGCAGGAGGCGCGCGUCCAACACGUGUCGCAGGUGUGCUCGGCGCUCAACCUCACUCAGGCGCUCGAUCACUCGGUCCUCAAGCACAUUCUGGUCGACACCAAGCACAAGGCGCUCAUGUGCUUUGUGCCCAAGGUCGCGUGCACGUCCUGGAAGCGCAUGUGGUUCUGGCUGUCGGGUCUGGUCGAGGAGGACGAGGACGUGAUGGCUCUCACGCGGCCGCAAGUCCACGGGCCUUUCCUGUCCACGUUGGCCAGCUUCAAGUUUACGGACGAACGCAAACAAGAGAUGCUCAAGACAUACAAGAAAUUCAUCUUCACACGUCAUCCUCUAGACCGCCUCAUCUCCGCCUACAAGGACAAGCUCGAAAAUGUGGAUGAGGAGAGUAACUUCGAUUUCCACAAACACGUCGGUCAGGAGGUGGAGAGGAUGGUCCGUGGAAGGGUCACGGGCCAAGGUCACAACGUCACCUUCUCCGAGUUCAUAACCUGGGUCACGCCUCCGAAUGGCACUUGGACCUUUGCUCAAAAGAAUGAACACUGGCUGCCCAUGACGGAGCUGUGUGCCCCGUGCGCUGUGCAGUACGACGUGAUCGGCCGCUACGAGCACCUGCAGAAGGACGUGAACCAGACGCUGCACUGGCUGGGCGCCGGGCAGUUCGCCGAGAGGUUCCCCCAGGCCGACCGCCCUUACCACGCUACGUCCCUGCACAAGGAGUACCUCCAGCGACUGUCCAUGCCGGAAAAAUUGCGGUUUCUGAGGACCUACCUCCUCGAUUUUUUGCUCUUCGGUUACGAGAUGACGUAAUACGGUUGUUCAAUUCAUUAAUUUAGUACAUAAAAGGAAAAGCGAACUGUCAACCAUCUCUUUUUUUCAGCACGUUCUAUUUUUUUUCUUUUUUGUAAAAAAAAAAGAAAAUGUCAAAGGGUCAUUUUUAUCUACUCUUGCUUCAGAACGAACUGUACAUAUACGUGAAUUCCUCUACCGUAGCUUCGCAGAAAUCGAAAAAAGACAUUUCCCACAAGAAGUUACUUAAAUAAGCUUUAACAGUGAUAUCACAAUCUAAUGAAUAAUCAAACGUGAUUUUAUUCGCGCCUCUAAAAGCCUUAAAUCGCCCGCUUGCCAUAUCAUAUUAUAUAUAUAAAUAUAUCAAGAUUAAAAAGAAAAUCUAUUGCCACAAGCUUUUAUACAGCAUAUAGGCCUAUGUGCUUUACAAUCCGUGCUGACAAGCCCGGCCAAUUUCUUCCGUCUCAAGUCAGCUAUUAGUAAGGUCUAGAUUUUAUCAAUAUAUACGAUUCCUCCUAAAAUCGCAAUUAAUCUAAGAACUAAAGAAACGAAUGUAGGCCUAUAUUUCACCUAAAAAAAUAUAUAUAAUCUUUAAUCGAAAUAUCAACAGCAACUAUCGCUUUUUCAUUCUUUUUUCUCUUUAAGUACAUCACAUUUUUUUCUUUUAAUACCGUCGUAGUCAUUCUUAUUGCCUACACAACUACAAGGAACAAUCAUAUGAUAACGCUCAAUAUAUUUAAUAAUCUCGAUUCUAACACGAAUAAAUCAACAUUUUCCCGUUUUAUUUGGCGUCGCAUCUCGUUUAAUCCUUUCAUACCCAUUCAUUACAUUCACUGAUUUUCUCAGUUAAGAAUGCUCAACUUUUAUGUAUAAUUCCCAUCACAUUUUGGUUGUACAGGACAUUGCAUCAUUUUCAUUAUAUACUCCCCGUGUAUGAGUGUUGUAUGUUUAGCAAUAAGUUUACUAUGUUUUUCUUCGUUUGUAUAUUACUAUCACAUUUGUAAGAGAUGCUAUUGGUACUAUUUUUUCGUCAUGGUACUUGCCUAGUAUCAUGCAUGUGAUGAGUAACAUUCCUGGUUAAUAUUUUAUUCUCUGAGAUUUGCAAUAAGCAUUUCUGUUUAAAAAUUAAUCAGAUAAUUCUUUUUUUUUUAUUUAUUCGUAUUGAUGUAGACAGUAAAACUAAGUGUUUCAUGUUAUAAGCAAACGUUUCUCUAUUAACGAAAUGGAAUGUUUGCAUAUUAUUCACCAGUCUUUCCACAUUGACGACAAACGUUUUUCUAUAUUAUGACGAGUCUUUCCAUAUCUAGGACAAACUUUUCCAUAAUUACGGAAAACAUUUCCAUACUUAGCCAGACUUUUCCAUAUAGAGCAAACGCUUUCACAUUUGCGUUUCCAUAUAGGAACCAUCUCUAUCCAUAUCUGAGUCAAAUGUUUCCAUAUUUGCGACAAACGUUUCCGUAUAGCGACAACCCUUUCCACAUGACAAGUGUCCCAAUGUACAACGAACUUGCAACAGCGGUUUCCUCACUAUAGUUUGUAUAUUUACACAUUCAACAAACGUUUCGAAGCUUUAUGACUCUGGCAAACUUUUCUAUGUUUGGAACAAACGCGUUCAAACUUGCAGCUAAAAAUUCGUCAUGUAUGGCCAAUGUAUCUCUAGCAAUUCCUCUCGUUAUAGCUAAAGGUUUAUCAGUUAUAACCAAAGUUUCUACAUUAACACGAACUGUCUUUGCGACAAACGUUCCUCAACCGAUACCAGACAUUCCGUAUAUUUAGACGUGUAUGUAAUCCCAAGAAACAUUUCUUUACUUACGGUAAACGUUUCAACAUCCAACAAAAACACUUCCAUUUCCAACCUAUCAAGCCAUUCCUAAUACCGAACAGGGUAACUGAUCAAUUGAUAAUAUUUACGUACAACUUAUCUCCGAGCUUAAUCCAUAUUGCUUUUCUUUCUAAUGUUCUUAAUCUUCGCCUUUUAAAGAAAAACUAAAUAUAUAUAUAUACAUAUACAUCUGGAGAACAGAGGCGUUUCAAGUAAUAGAACGUGUUAAAGUUAAUGUCAGGAUGAAGGAAAACGACUUUGAUUUCAGGCCGAGACUUUUUUUUUCUCUCGAUGUGAGUUUAGGUGUUAUUGUAAAGGUUUCGAUGUAUGUAGAAUACAGAACGCAUAUUUAAGAUCCACAGAAAGCCAGUUAAGAUCGGUGUCACGUAUUACUGUCCGUAGAUUUAUUUAAUUCCUAUCUAGAGGUACACAUAUUAUUGCAUAACACUAUUAUUCAGACAGUAAUGCAUUGAUUGUUAGUUUACUUAGUUUAUUAUCUGCCUCUAGUUAGAUGGCGUUCUCUUUUAGAAUAUGAGUUUUAAACUGAAAUCACUUAUUACAAGCAAAAGCUGUUCAAGGAUCACACCUAAAUCAUAACCCAUUACCCUAAGAAAAAAAAAGAUUUAGUUACACCUCCAUUAUCCAAAGGAAACUGAGACGAUAGAAGACGAUCGACGGAUAAACUUAAAUAAACCAAAAAGGAUAAACCAUAUGCUACCAAAUUCAUAAUAUAUAUGUAUGUCUGGAUGAUUCUUGGGCAACACUUAUCAAACACGGUCAUAGACGCUUACAUGUUAGGAUGUAUAGAGUCUGUCAAUCAAUGUAUUUGAUGCUGUGCGUAUGAUUAGGGACACAAAGGAGCUUUAAAACCAAUUCACUCAAUGUGUGUCGUGUUCACUCCCCGAAAAAGGAUGUAAAAUGUGCAAGCCUUAAAUUAGUGUCCGUGUGUAGAUAGACCUUUCCAAAUCGUGCUCGCUAAGUGGAAUAGAUGUUGAAAGCAAUACGUUGGUAAACGGAUCACGCAUUUUUUUUUUUUUUUUUUUUUGAAGCGUAUCGAAGUUAGAAACGGCGUCCAGUCGAGUUUAAAGGGCGAUCCGGCUCCGUUUCUUAAUUUGUAUGCUGUAAUGAUGAUUAACUGGACAGAAAAUAUGUUUAACGUCCAUUAGUUCAAAUAUCUGCCGUCUGAUAUUUACAGAUAUUACGAAUGUGAUACGAAAUGUACUGAGACACGGGAUGCUAAUGUGAACAUAUCAGAACAGCUGUGUUACUAUAAGUGAGAAACUUUAAACUUCUUAAAAAUUGAUACAUGUACUUAACUAUCAUCAAUUGUUUCUGGAAACGCGUAUGUUUAGGAUGAUGUCUGUACCCUAACCUGUGGAAGUAUGGUAUGAAAUCUCUUUACGGGUUUAUCAUCCACAACAGUAUCUCUGUGUCGUAUUGAUCCAACUCUCUAUAUUCAUAUUAAACAAAAACCUCAAGUAUUACUAAAUACACUUUUAAGUCUACAAGACGAAACAAUACAUGUAAAGCGUUAAAAAUGCUACCACUAUAUGUAUGCACAAACAAACACACAUGCGAUUACAUAGGGUUCAAAGCGGUUUAACUGUACCCGACGCAACUACAAAUUACAAACUCAUGUUCGCUAAAAGCACACCUCUCCCUCCGACAGAUCUGCAAUACUGCCAAGGUAAUUUUGUGUUGCAAAGCCAUAUCAUACUUGAUAUGUACAUACCAUUGGCUAUGCUAUGCUAAGUACAAUCUAAUCAGCGCUGUAUUUUAGGCUUACACCAUCUCAGGCUUUGAAAUAUGUGCAUGGAAGUCAGUAACGAAAUAUUUUUCAUUUUUGUAAGCUUAUACCUGUGCACUGUUCUAUGACUUGCUGAAUAAGUGAUA